This is a messenger RNA of Scleropages formosus (Asian bonytongue), 4615 nucleotides long. RefSeq names its product DDHD domain containing 2 (gene ddhd2). Gene Ontology annotation, molecular function: glycerophospholipase activity; triacylglycerol lipase activity; protein binding. Gene Ontology annotation, cellular component: COPII-coated ER to Golgi transport vesicle; cytoplasm. Lineage: Eukaryota; Metazoa; Chordata; Actinopteri; Osteoglossiformes; Osteoglossidae. The coding region runs from base 809 to 3193 and encodes 794 amino acids. The transcript has 20 exons. The record is from RefSeq and is a predicted model, not a curated record.
GAUUCGCCGACAUCAGAUGACUGUUGCUUUUACAUCAACCGGCAAUCAGUGACCUUUAACCUCCUGACGGCGUGACGUCACCAGGCAGCGUUCAGCAGGAGGUGACGGUGGCGCGCAGUACAGUAUUCCCAAGUGCAGGGAGACGGAGAGCUGUAUUCCUGCUACCAUAUUUCGUCCCUCCCCCCUUAAAACCACUGUUAUUAAUGUUAUCUAUAAUAAGAAUGGUGGUCGACUGUCUUUCGUUGUCUGACGCUGUCACACUUUACGGGUGUGGGACGUCCUGAACCGCCACAACAAUCCCGUGCUUCACGUCAGCUGCUGCUGCUGCUGGGAGCCGUUAUUCGGCGUCACGUCAGUUGUUUAACUGAACUAUCGUGAAGACGGAAACACAGAUUGUGUAUCAAAACAGAACCGUUUACGAAAGCGGAUUUAGUUAAGUAUAAAUAAUAACUGCGCGGAAACGCAAACGGUGCGUUUAUUUGGCACGGAGCGACAAUCACAAGGCAAGGCGAGAGAAAUUGGGACAAGUGUCAAGUCGGAGGAGAAGAUCGAGAUCAUCGCCGCUCCCACCCCGCUCACCGGACUUGCAGUAAAACAAGUUAAACCUCUAAAAAUUUGAAGUUACAGAAGCCCGUUCUCCUUGAGUUAAAGUCCAAGUGCGAUUUGAGGAGCAGAGACGGAUUUGGGGGCCAGACGGACCUCAGGAGGAACAUUGACUGAGCUGUAACGUUGACAGACUGGACAGUGGAAGCAGCUCCUCUUGCAUGGCCAGCUGCUGAGCGCACAGGAGUGUAAGAGGGACCCCAGCAUGUCUCAAGGCUCCGAGACGCCCCGUGGGUCGACCCAGCCUGCGCCCGUCAUCGCCGUGGAGGACCUGUCCGACGCUCCAGGUGCCCGGACAGCAGCUGCCACGGAUGAGGCAACCUCCCCUUCUUCGUCCAGCUCCUUUGAAUUGGUCGAUAUGGAUGCUGUCCCUCCGUUGUAUGAGCCAGUGCAGCCCCACUGGUUUUAUUGCAGGCGGACUGACACAAAGGACUCAUGGUUGCCUUUCAGCAUGGAGGAUUCCCAAAAGCUGGAAGAAGCCUAUCUGUCCAGUCUAAGGAGUGUCAAGGAGGUGGUGGUGGCCACUGAAGGGGAGCGCUAUGAUGUAAAGCUGAAGGAGAGAAGACGCUAUGCAGUGUACUGGGAGCAGGCCCCUUCAGAGGUGCGUCGCUGCACUUGGUUCUACAAAGGGGACAAGGACACUCGAUACUUGCCUUACCCAGAGGACUUCAGUGACAGCCUAGAGGAGGCAUACAUGAUUGCUGUAACUCUGGAUGAGUGGAAGAGGAAGCUCGAGUUCCCCACUGGGGAGACAGUCAUCCUCCACAAUCCUAAGCUGAUCAUGCACUACCAGCCCAUCACACUGCAGGAGGAGUGGAUGUCCUCACCGUCUGAGCAGACACGGCCCCGCACUGUCAAGAGAGGCAUUGAGAACAUCUCUGUCGAGAUCCCGGAUGGUGAGCCGGAAUCAGUGGACCACCUGGUGUUCAUGGUGCAUGGCAUAGGGCCAGCCUGCGACCUGCGCUUCCGCAGCAUCAUCCAGUGUGUGAACGACUUCCGCAGUGCCUCUCUCAGCUUACUCAAUACACAUUUCAAGAAGGCCCAGGAUGAGAAGAGGAUCGGCCGAGUUGAGUUCCUCCCUGUCAAUUGGCACAGUGCACUGCACGGGGAUGCCACUGGCGUGGACGAGGACAUCCAGAGGAUCACACUACCAAGCAUCAGCCGCCUGCGACACUUCACCAAUGACACGCUUCUGGACCUGUUCUUCUACAACAGUCCCACCUACUGCCAGACCAUCGUAGACACAGUUGCUUCUGAGGUCAACCAGCUGUACCGACUCUUCCGCCAGAGACACCCGCAGUUCACCGGUGGUGUGUCCGUUGCCGGCCACAGCCUGGGUUCUCUCAUCUUGUUUGACCUCCUGACCAACCAGAGAACCAGUUUAGUAGAGAAGGAUGCCAUAAGAGGGAAGACCAGUGGUGACAUGGUCACCCUCGAAUACAAAACCAUGAAGGAAGUUUUACAAAGGAUGGGCUUGGAGGAGCACAUUGAUGUGUUCAAGAAAGAGCAGCUGGACCUGGAGUCUUUGGCAUUGUGCUCUGAGAAUGAUCUGAAGGAGUUGGGAAUACCCCUGGGGCCCCGAAAGAAGAUCCUUAGUUUUAUGCGGAGAAGAACGAUGUUACAGGAGUAUAAGGCAGGAAACACCCACUUAGCACCGGGCCUGCAUGCAUCCAGAGAUGGUGAGGAUUUCCCCGUUGAAGAUGGGCAGGGCACCGACGGGAACUAUGCCUUCCUGCGCAGUGUCUCCACCACUGGUGCUGUGGACUAUGAAUACUUUGAUGUAGGAAUUGGGCAGAAUCUGGGCAUUGCCACGGGGCAGGUAUCCAUCAAUUAUCCCCAGCUGGACUUCGAGCCCCAGACAUUCUUUGCCUUUGGCUCUCCGAUCGGCAUGUUCCUCACUGUGCGUGGCCUGAAGCGCAUUGAUCCCAGCUACAGUUUCCCCACCUGCAAAAGCUUCUACAAUAUCUACCACCCGUUUGACCCAGUGGCCUACAGAAUAGAACCCAUGAUUGUAUCUGAUGUGGACAUUGAACCCAUGCUGAUUCCACACCAUAAAGGCAGGAAGAGGAUGCACCUGGAGCUGAAAGAGAGUCUGACACGGAUGAGUGCUGAUUUGAAGAACAAUGUUUUGGGCUCUCUGCGAACUGCCUGGCAGUCCUUCUCUCGGCUGCCAAUCGCAGCACUUCCCCCGGUAGCAGAAGGAGAAGCCGAUGCAGCAGCACUUUCCCCACAACAAGUGGAAGCCGGGAAAGACACAGCCAAAAGGACAGAGUGUAAGCCAGAUUUUUGGAAAAAAAUCUUGGAGUGGCCAAAAGUGAUUAAUUUAAAUUACUUCCAAGGUGCAAAGGUGGAGGAGGUAGAAACGGCAUCUGAGGAGCAGAAGGAGCAGCAGAACAUCAAGAUUGGGAUGCUGAACGGUGGUCGGCGCAUUGAUUAUGUUUUACAGGAGAAGCCCAUCGAGAGCUUCAAUGAGUAUCUGUUUGCUAUCCAGAGCCAUCUCUGCUAUUGGGAAUCGGAGGACACGGCUCUGCUGCUGUUGAAGGAGAUCUAUGAGAAGCUUGGAGUCGUUCUCGAACAACCCCAGCAGUGAAAAAGAUUAAAAACAAAAAAUCUGUGGUUACAGUAACAGGUUCCAUAGAAGUUCUGUAUUUAUACUACUGUACUACUCAAGCAAUUGGCAGUAAAGUUUGUUGCAGUACUGUUGCCCACAUAACCAGUGCCCAGUGGACAGUGUGUGUCUCCCUUAAAAAUGACUAACGUAGAGCGGCUGUCAUUGUUUACUUUCGUCAUGUUUUGAUUUUCAUUCUGUUGCCGUAUCUGCUCCAGUUGUCGUUUGCCUGUGGACCAUUGCACAAUAAGAGGGAAAUGUUCAGCACUAUCACAUUUCUUUCUCAAAAUAUGUUUAGUGCUGAAGCCAGAUCUGACACUGGUCAUGUCUCAACCAUGACAUUUUUAGACAUUUACAAAGGGUUUUGUUUCUUUCACAAUUUUUCAGUUAUAUUUUUUUGACUCAUCCUUAUGUUUAUGUGAUUAUACCUGUCUCCCUGUUAAAAGAACGGGUUUCCAUUACCAUGCUUCUCCAAUGCUGCUUUUGCACCCAUGGGGUGGUAUUGCUGGAGCCUUUACCUGCUUCCACCUCUGCCCUGAAGACUGAAAGGUGUUCUUGUGUAAUAUGUCACUUAUUAAUUUAUUUAAUAACAAAAAGGAUAAUGCUGAUCUAGUAAAAUGAAGGAUGUUUUUUCAAGCGGUUGUAAUGUCAAAUAUCUUCUGUACUCCACAGGGAAGUUUCUUAGUCCUAUGUGGUAUAUGUGGUAUGCGUAUGCAUUCCUAGUAGUGGCACAAUUACUAGACUGAAGAAUGAAAUGCACUGUACUCGUUGCUGUUCAGAAAUAGAGUUGUGCAGUGUAAAUGGUUACCAUUCUAAAACACUAAUAUCAGCAUAAUUUCCACAGUGGGUCUGUGUUCAGGGACUGGUGAAUGUAUCUCCAGCUUCGGGUCACGUUACGGAUAGCAUCUUUAAAAAGUUUCAUGAAGUUUGAUGAAAUUAUAAUUGCUACACAGUCAGUCUGCACAUGUUGAGCGAAUUCUCCAGCAACAGGAGAAAAUAUAUCUUUUUUUGGCCCCAUGCUUCUGUAUCAGCCUCCUCCUUUAGCAGCUGGGAGGCAGUUUCCAUCUGUGUGAUGAGGGGCUCAGCAGAUUUUUUUCCUUGGAGUAGAGUUUAGUUCAACUUCAGUGUAUAAUACAAAUAUAGUUCCCAGUAUUUUUUCCCCUUGAAUUCAGGGGUAAGCAACUCCAACUCUGACCAAGCAGAUUUUCAGGAUUUUAUGGUAGUUAUCCAGUGUUUGCACAAAAGUACCAGCUAAAGUGAAGACAUGAAGUAGAAGAAACACAUUGUGGGUAUAUCAUAAUGGUUCUGUCCAGUCUAACUCCAAUAGCUGGUUUCCUCAGUUUGCACUUUAUUGUGUGGUUACACCAAAAAAAAGAAAAACAUUAUGUAUGCCAUAAUAAACUU